AUGUUUGUCGAAUUAUUUAAUGGCAAAUUCACAGUGCCACAAAUGGCGAUAUUCAUUAUGGUUGUCAUUCUUCUUAUUUUAUCGCUAGUGAUAACAAUAAAUUGUUACAUGGAGUGUUGUCGUAGAAGAACAAAUGAUUUACGAACAUACAAGGAUCAACAAUUCUUUGAUAAAGAAUAUUAUGAUGGCAUCUGUACACUGCUUUAUCGGCAUAAUAAAGUGGAAACCAGGCAAAUGGGAGAGGAUUGGGAGCUGGAAUUGAAAAAAGAGAUUCGUAAGGAAUCAACAAGGCAAAAAAAAUUACUUCAAGAAAGGAUCAGAACCAAUCCUGAAAAGUUCCUUCUUUUAAAAGAUGAGUUGGAGCCACUCAAAAUUAAUCACGAUGUUGAGAUUAGAAAGAAAACAACGACAAUGGGAAAAAUGGUUAGUAAACGAAGAACUUGGAUUGGAAUAGAUGAUGAUGGGAGAUUUGAACAAGUUCAGAUGCCGAAUGCAAAUGCAAUCCAAAAAGUGCAAACUGCGUACGAAUAA
Molecule: messenger RNA, 531 nt
Organism: Brugia pahangi
Lineage: Eukaryota; Metazoa; Nematoda; Chromadorea; Rhabditida; Onchocercidae
Source: the annotation of a GenBank genome assembly